This is a messenger RNA of Zea mays, 1682 nucleotides long. RefSeq names its product transcription factor MYBS1. Gene Ontology annotation, molecular function: DNA binding. NCBI's taxonomy places the organism in Eukaryota, Viridiplantae, Streptophyta, Magnoliopsida, Poales, Poaceae. The coding region runs from base 355 to 1248 and encodes 297 amino acids. The transcript is spliced from 3 exons. The record is from RefSeq and is a predicted model, not a curated record.
UAUUAUCGAUAGUCUAUGUAGGGAUCGAUAAAGAACAGAUACUAUGGAACCAGGCUUAUAGCUACAGUUCGUGGUAACCUUAUCUUCUCUCUCAAUGGAACACACACCGUGUCGUUUUAGUGUUCUCAUCCUCCAUCCGCUUGCUCCUGCUCUCUCAAGUCAAAGCAGUUGAUACGGUGGCGCGAGCAGCAAGCUCGGGAGGCCAGGUAGCAAAACUAGUGUCUUGAAUCGGCUGUUCGUGAGCCGAGUGCGCUGGGUGGGCUGUGCCGACGGCGGCGGCGGUCCGGUUCACAGCUACCUCUUACCUAGAGGAGCGCGCGCGCACACUACACGCGGACGGACCAGACACCGGCGAUGGCCACUCUGGCGACGGCCGCGGCGGCGUGGACAAGGGAGGAGGACAAGGCGUUCGAGAACGCGGUCGCGGCCGCCGCGGCGCCCCCGGACGACGGGCCGCCGGAUGAUGGGUGGUUCACGGCGCUCGUGGCCAGUGUGCCGGCGCGGACGGCGGAGGAGGUGCGGCGGCACUACGAGGCGCUGGUGGAGGACGUGGCCGCUAUCGAGGCCGGCCGCAUCCCGCUCCCGCGCUAUGCUGGAGAGGAGUCGUCCGCCGCGACGCCCGAGGGCUCCGGAUCCGCCGCCUCCGCGCCCAAGGACGCUGGAGGAGGAGGAGGAGGCGGUGGGCACCGACGCGAAGAACGGAAGAGCGGCGUCGGCGUUGACGUGGGGAAGAGUAGCUCUAAGGCUGAGCAGGAGCGGCGGAAGGGCAUCCCGUGGACGGAAGAGGAGCACAGGUUGUUCUUGCUGGGUCUGGACAAGUUCGGCAAGGGCGACUGGCGGAGCAUCUCGCGCAACUUCGUCAUCUCACGGACGCCGACGCAGGUGGCGAGCCACGCGCAGAAAUACUUCAUCCGUCUCAACUCCAUGAACCGGGACCGGCGCCGCUCCAGCAUCCACGACAUCACCAGCGUGAGCGCGGGCGAAGUCGCCGCGGCCGGCGCACCCAUCACGGGCGGCCCAACCACGGCGGGAGCGAUGCCGAUGGGUCCCGCGGGCAUGAAGCACCACCACCACCACCCGGCUCCGCCGAUGGGCAUGUACGGGCACGCGCCCAUGGGCCACCCGGUCUCGGGGCACAUGGUGGCGCCGGCGGCCGUCGGCACGCCCGUCAUGUUCCCGCCGGGUCAUCACUCGCCCUAUGUCGUGCCAGUGGGAUACCCGGCGCCGCCGGCCAAGAUGCACCAAUGAUCGUUUACCCGGCAUUUGCACAUCUGCAGAGCUGCAUUUCGUUGCUUGUUCUUUCUUGAUUUUGUUGAUCUUGUGUAGCCAGAGCAAUCUAUCCAUCCUUUCCUGAUCUCCUGGAGUGAGUGCAGGGCAGGCAGGCAGGCAGGCGAUGCGACGAAGAAUAAGUAUCUGCUGACUGUUGCAAUAGCGCUACUUGUAGUAGUCACACUGAUGGAGGCUCCAGGAAUGUUACUAGUAGCAGCCUUCCAGGUUGCGGAUACUUACUGAUCAUUUGUGCAGAGUUGCAAGUUGCACCUGGGGACUGAUCCGAUUCCAUUGUCCGAAUGUAAAUGGAUUGUCUAUAAUAUUACUAUCUCAUCUGUUUAUUUAAAGAAGGAAUUACACUUGGCAUGUUGUAAAAAAAAACUUAUACCAUGUUAUCUUAGCUUUAAUUCAUA